Molecule: messenger RNA, 10729 nt
Organism: Blepharisma stoltei
Lineage: Eukaryota; Ciliophora; Heterotrichea; Heterotrichida; Blepharismidae
Source: the annotation of a GenBank genome assembly
AUGGGAGCAUGCACUUCAAAGCAAGACGUUGCCACGCAGCGUACAAUUAGACCCCAAGCAGGCGCAAAAAUGCCAGAGUUUUAUUAUUUUUUGCCUCACUAAAUGUAAAUUUAUAUUUUCUAAAUUUAUUUUUAGCUUAUUUUCUAUAAUAAAGUAUACCUAAAUAGACAUAAAAAGAAAAUUCUUCACCUCCACCCUGAUGGAAAAAUCAAAAAAAUCCAGUUUUCCACAGGCAUCAAGCUUCGUUCUGAUUCAGCUGUCGGAUAUUUAUCAAAGAACAGGAUUAUGCUCGCUGGAGGCAGCGAUUCCUCUUCAUGUCUUACCAAUAAAGUUGUCCUUGCCGAUACUGAAGCAAUGAAGCUGACCAACCUCUGCAACCUGCCAAUACCAUCCAAAGAAGGUAGUUUGUAUGAACACAAGAUUAAGAUUAAGAUUUACACGGUGAUGAGAGGGCUCCAACAAGCCAGACCACCUUGACUCCAGGAAAAGUGGCCUACGCUGGGUGCAUAAACAUCUGAUUGCAAAUGUUGUAAGACCCAAAAUUCCACCCUCUUUGAAUUUUCUAGCGAGACUCACAUAGCUAAGGAUCAACUCCCUAGAUUAGAGCCAAACCCAACAGUCCUGAUAGACGAAGAGACAAAACCUAUCGCGCCUGGCAGGGUCAGGAAAACUUUUGUGGAGAAACAAAACUUCCCUCUUCAGCAAGGUAUCCCCAAUCCUGAAGGCCAACUUCAAAAGAGACAGAGGCAUUGCUUUCAGCUUCGUUAGAAUGGCCCGACUGCUCCAUAGGGAGUGUGCCUCAAAGUCCAAUUUCCACCAACAUCACCAUUUUAUUUCUCUAUAAACACAAGGGUUGGGUUUACUAUGUAGGAGGAUUGGCUGAGCCUGAGGAUGAAGUCGCAUCUUCUACAGAAGAACCAGCACCAUUAAUGAGAUUCAACUUACUUCUCUAUCUAUAAAUUUGCAUUUUUUUUCAGUAAAAAACGUUAAUUUUUUUAUCAGAAGUUCUUUAUUAUAGAGGAUUUAGAAGAAAAUUCUUGGGAAUACUUCAAAAGCGUAGAAGAGAACAUUGCGAAAAACGAAAUUACUGUCUUUCUCCAGAAAAAAGUAACAGAGAAAAAAGACGAAGAGAAAAAAGAAAAAACACAUGCGGACAAAGAAUUCCCACUCAGUGGUCUACUAUUACCAGGAACCUUCCUUUAUAAUGAUAAAAUUUACUUUGUAGGUGGCCAUAGAUUUGAUGAACAUGGCAAAAAUAAAGUAAAUAAAAACGUUUACAGCUUGGACUUGACUUCUCUUGCCUUUAAGAAGGAACCUUUUUCACUUCCUAUCAAAGCUGUUAAGCCAAUCUGUGCAGUUAAAGGAAAUGAAGUUACCAUUGUCGGCGGAUUCGACCCAAAGACAAAUAAACCAAAUUCUCAAAGCUACUUUGGGAUGCAUUUUUUUUAAUUAUUUUUAAAUAAAUUAUUUUUUUUUUUUUUUUAAUUUAUAUUCCCGCUACUUAGUCAACAUGGCAGAUUCUACACCUGAGGUAAAACUCCUUGAAGCCUUAAACUUUGAGUUCCCAGAAAACUACCCUGCAGUAACCAGCACAAGUGCCCCAGUUUUUGUUUCCUUCCCUAAAUUCGCCUUCAGAAGACCAGGCGAAAAAUCAUGGCAGAUUUUCAACAUUGGAAGUAAAAAGAGAGACCAAAACACCCCAAGAACUGGCCCAACAAUGAAAGUUGUAAAGAAAACUGAAGCUGGAGAGCCUAAAGAAAUAAAUAAAAAAUUAACGACCCCAGAUGGAGGAGCAGCAGUCGAAUUAAAGGUCGAGCCAUACGUCCCAAGUAAAAGAAAAAGCUCAUCUUCAAGUUCUUCUAGCUCUGGCUCAAGCUCAAGCAUUAGCGACAGUGCUGAUCCAGGGAAAAGGCGCAAAAAACACCACAAAAAGGCAAAAAUUGAAGGAGGUCUAGAUGUUAAGGUAAAUGUAAUCUGUUUUAAAUAAAUUUGAGUUAAAAUAAAAAAUAAUUACUAUUAAUAUUAUGAUAAAUAAAAAAAGAAUACCUAAAAAGAAAAAGGGCUCAAGCAGCAGUAGCAGCAGUGAUGGUAAAAAGAAAAAACCUAAAGCAGAAAUCAAAAUUGGCGGGGAUAUCAAAGCAGGCGUUGCAGGGCCUAAAGUUGAUAUUAACCUCAAUAAAAAGAAAAAAGGAAGCAGCUCUUCUAGCAGCAGUGAUGGCAAAAAGAAAGGAAAAGUUGUAGUUCAAGCUGACUUGAAAGGGCCAAAAGUAAAUGUUGCAGCUCCUAACUCCUCCCCCCCUCCGUGAGUGAACAAAAAAAUUUCGUUCGCUCAUAGAGGUUAAUUUUUUUUUUUAAAAAAAUUUUAUAUUGAAAUUUUAUAGAAACUAUUUUUUUUCGAAAUUUAAAAAAAAAUCCUAAUUCGCAAAAAUUGAAAAGCAAAUAUUAAUUUAAUUUAUAAAAUUUAUUUUUAAAAAGCAAUUUGUUCAAAAUAACUCAGAAUUAGCUCUAGAUUUUAUUAUACUAAUUAUCACUUAUAUAUCAAAAUUUUUUUCCAUAAAACAUUUUUCUAUUAAAAAAAUUUUUGUUCACGGAGGGUGGGUUUUUGGGCAAAAAAUAGCGAUUUUUCUAAUGGUUUUGUUCACUCACGGAGGGGGGAGUAAGCCAGAAAUUAAAGUUGGUCUCAAAGUCAAAAAAUCAUCUAGUUCCAGCUCUAGCUCUGACGGAAAGAAAAGAGGUAAAAUCGAAAUCAAAGGAGAAGCACCUAAACUACCAGCUGGAAAAGUAGAUAUUAAAGGGCCAAAGGUAGGUAUUAAAGUCGAUAAAUCAAGCAGCAGCUCCAGUGAUAGCGGAAAAGGCAAAGCAAAAAUCACUAUUAAAGGAGACGCUAAGUUGCCAUCAGGAAAAAUUGAAGUAAAAGCUCCAGAAAUUAAAAGAAAAGGAUCUUCAAGUAGCAGCUCAAGUGACAGCGGAAAGGGCAAAGGAAAAGUUGCAGUUAAAGGUGACGCUAAGUUGCCUGCAGGAAAAGUUGAUAUUAAAGCUCCAGGAAUCAAAGCAGAAUUGAAAGUUGGAGGCAAAAAAGGAUCAUCAAGCAGCAGUAGCUCUGACGGAAAAGCAAAAGCGAAAGUAGAGCUUAAAGGAGACGCUAAGUUACCAUCAGGAAAAGUUGAUGUCAAAGCUCCUGGGAUUAGAAUCGGCGGAAAAAGAUCAUCCAGCAGCAGCAGCUCAAGCGACGGAAAAAAGAAAGUGGGUGUAAAAAUCGAUGCUCCGAAAGUACCUGCAGCAAAAGUAGAAGUUAAAUUAACCAAAAAAGACUCUUCAAGUAGCAGCAGCUCAAGUGAUGGAAAGGCUAAAGGAAAAAUCGAAGUAAAAGCUGAAGUUCCAAAAGCGCCUUCAGCCAAAAUUAUGCUACCAAAACAAACUGGGAGAAUUAUGCUUCCUAACUCCCCCAGUAAAUUGUACAAAAUAUUGAUAAAGUUUUCGUUCUAUGGUAAUAACCCUUUAAAUUAUAGCAAAACUUUUAUAAAUACCCUUAAUACCUAAUUUAAUAUCAUUAAAAUCGAAAAUUUACCUUCUUGCUCUAUUUUAAACAGGAAUAAUAAAGAGAAAACUAUUUAAACAAGGCUAGUAAUUUAAAUAAUAAAUUUUUCUAUUAUUUUCAUAAAAAACAGAUUUUUUAUUCGAUUUUAAAAUCGAGGAGUAAAGGACAAACCGCAAAAGUCGAAAACAAACCUCCAGAAGCCAAAGUAGAAAUCAAACCAGUAGGUGUUAAUUUGAAAAUUGGAGGAAAAAGAUCAUCAAGCAGCAGUAGUUCUAGUGACGAUAAAAAGAAAGCGAAAAUCGGAAUUAAAGGAGACGCUAAAUUGCCAUCAGGAAAAGUAGAAAUUAAAGCACCAGCAGUUAGUAUAGGAGGCAAAAAGAAGUCAUCAAGCUCAAGUUCCAGUGAUGGAAAAGGAAAAGCCAAAUUAGAAAUCAAAGGAGGUGCGAAAUUACCAUCAGGAAAAGUUGAUAUCAAAGCACCAGCAGUUAAAAUAGGCGGAAAAAGAAGCUCGUCUAGCAGCUCCAGUGAUGGAAAGAAAAAGGCGGGAAUUUCAAUCAAGGCUGAAGCUCCUAAGGUUCCAUCAGGCAAAGUUGAUGUCAAAGCUCCUGGUCUCAAAAUUGGAGGAAAGAAAGGAUCAUCCUCAUCAAGCAGCUCAAGUGACAGUGGAAAGAAGAAAGUAGGAAUCAAAAUAGAUGCUCCAAAAGUCCCAGCAGCCAAAGUUGAAGUCAAAGCUGAAGCUCCAAAGGCUCCUUCUGGAAAAGUUGAUAUUAAAGCACCUGGUCUCAAAAUUGGAGGAAAGAAAGGAUCUUCUUCAUCAAGCAGCUCUAGUGAUAGCGGAAAGAAGAAAGCUGGAAUUGCAGUCAAAGUUGAUGGUCCUAAAGUCCCAGCAUUAAAUUCUUAGUUAAAAUUUAUUGAGUAGCUCCCUGUGAUACCUGUAGGUAGUUUUCUCCACAUAUGCUUCGUUCAGUCACCUGCCAUAAUAUCCCCUUAGUACCGCUUCUCUCCUUAAGGCUCACACCAUAUUGGAGAGUGCAGUGGGAUGGCUAUUGCACUGUGGCUGAAAAAGGUUGCCUAUCAAUAAAAAUUCGAAAAAACGAAUUUUAUAAUCAAGUUAUCCGUCAAAAUGGAUCUCAUAACUUAGGAAACAACACCUGAUAUUACUUUCGAGAAUUGGAGAAGUAAAGCCACUUGUUUUGCUGGGACUCCUUUUUCCAAAUCCAAGACUUUCAUCUUCCCUUGAGGAAAAAACCUUGACCUGAAUGUCAACUGGGAUCGACCUAAUCUGAAAUUGUGCUCCACAAAUGAAACUCGACCUGAUACAUAUUCCCAUAUGCCACACUUCCUUUCACAAUAUCCUUGGGUCACCUCAGCGCCAGGUGUUAAGUGGAUGAUUUGAUUCUACAUCAUUUUAAUGUAUAAGUCCCAGCAGCAAAAGUUGAAAUAAAAGGUGAAGCUCCAAAGGCUCCUUCAGGCAAAGUUGAUAUCAAAGCUCCUGGUCUCAAAAUUGGAGGAAAGAAAGGAUCAUCCUCAUCAAGCAGCUCAAGUGACAGUGGAAAGAAGAAAGUAGGAAUCAAAAUAGACGCUCCAAAAGUCCCAGCAGCCAAAGUUGAAGUCAAAGGAGACGCUCCUAAAGCUCCUUCAGGUAAAGUUGACAUAAAAGCUCCAUCAGUAAAAGCAGAUAUUAAGAUUGGAGGAAAGAAAAGAUCCUCAUCUUCAAGCAGCUCUAGUGAUAUCGGAAAGAAGAAAGCAGGAAUCGCAGUCAAAGUUGAUGCACCUAAAGUCCCAGCAGCAAAAGUUGAUGUCAAGGCUCCAGGAUUAAAGAUUGGAGGAAAGAAAGGCUCUUCAUCAUCAAGCAGCUCAAGUGAUAGCGGCAAAAAGAAAGGUGGACUUGGAAUUAAAGUAGACGGUCCAAAAGUUCCUGCAGCCAAAGUAGAAGUUAAAGGAGAUGCUCCAAAAGUUCCUUCAGGCAAAGUUGACGUCAAAGCUCCAGCAGUAAAAGCAGAUAUUAAGAUCGGAGGAAAGAAAAGAUCAUCUUCAUCAAGCAGCUCAAGCGAUAGCGGCAAAAAGAAAGGUGGAAUUGGAAUCAAAGUAGAUGCUCCAAAGGUCCCAGCUGCCAAAGUUGAAGUCAAAGUUGAAGCACCUAAAGCCCCAUCAGGAAAAGUUGAUGUCAAAGCUCCAGCCGUAAAAGCAGACAUUAAGAUUGGAGGAAAGAAAAGAUCAUCCUCGUCAUCAAGCAGCUCUAGCGGAGAUAACAAGAAGAAAGCAGGAAUCAAAGUAGACGCUCCUAAAGUCCCAGCAGCCAAAGUUGACGUCAAAGCUCCAGCAAUUAAAGGAGGAAUCGAUAUCAAAGGAAAGAAAGGAUCCUCAUCAUCUAGUAGCUCAAGCGACAGCGGGAAAAAGAAAGCAGGCGUUGGAAUCAAAGUCGACGCUCCAAAGGUACCAGCCGCCAAGGUUGAAGUAAAAGGCGAUAUUCCUAAAGCACCAUCUGCCAAAGUUGAUGUGAAAGCUCCAGCAAUCAAAGGAGGAAUCGAUAUCAAAGGAAAGAAAAGAUCAUCCUCAUCUUCCAGCAGCUCUAGUGAAGAUAAUAAGAAGAAAGCAGGAAUCGGAAUCAAAGUUGAUGCACCUAAAGUACCAGCAGCAAAAGUUGAAGUCAAAGGUGACGCUCCUAAAGCUCCUUCAGGCAAAGUUGACGUAAAAGCUCCUAGUGGCAAAGUCGAUCUUAAGCUUGGAGGAAAGAAAAGAUCAUCUUCAUCAUCAAGCAGCUCUAGUGAAGACAACAAAAAGAAAGGCGGAAUUGGAAUCAAAGUUGACGCUCCUAAAGUUCCUACAGCUAAAGUUGAAGUCAAAGGUGAUGCACCAAAGGUUCCUUCAGGAAAAGUUGAUGUCAAAGCUCCAGGAUUAAAGAUUGGAGGAAAGAAAGGCUCUUCAUCAUCAAGCAGCUCUAGUGAAGACAAUAAAAAGAAAGGUGGAAUUGGAAUCAAAGUAGAUGCUCCAAAGGUCCCAGCUGCCAAAGUUGAAGUCAAAGUUGAAGCACCUAAAGCCCCAUCAGGAAAAGUUGAUGUCAAAGCUCCAGCCGUAAAAGCAGACAUUAAGAUUGGAGGAAAGAAAAGAUCAUCCUCGUCAUCAAGCAGCUCUAGCGGAGAUAACAAGAAGAAAGCAGGAAUCAAAGUAGACGCUCCUAAAGUCCCAGCAGCCAAAGUUGACGUCAAAGCUCCAGCAAUUAAAGGAGGAGUCAAUAUCAAAGGAAAGAAAGGAUCCUCAUCAUCUAGUAGCUCAAGCGACAGCGGGAAAAAGAAAGCAGGCGUUGGAAUCAAAGUCGACGCUCCAAAGGUACCAGCCGCCAAGGUUGAAGUAAAAGGCGAUAUUCCUAAAGCACCAUCUGCCAAAGUUGAUGUGAAAGCUCCAGCAAUCAAAGGAGGAAUCGACAUCAAAGGAAAGAAAAGAUCAUCCUCAUCUUCCAGCAGCUCUAGUGAAGAUAAUAAGAAGAAAGCAGGAAUUGCAGUCAAAGUUGACGCUCCAAAAGUCCCAGCAGCCAAAGUUGAAGUCAAAGGAGAUGCUCCUAAAGUUCCUUCAGGAAAAGUCGAUGUAAAAGCCCCUAGUGGGAAAGUUGAUCUUAAGAUUGGAGGAAAGAAAAGAUCAUCUUCAUCAUCAAGCAGCUCCAGUGAAGACAAUAAAAAGAAAGGCGGAAUUGGAAUCAAAGUUGACGCUCCUAAAGUCCCAGCAGCCAAAGUUGAAGUCAAAGGUGAUGCACCAAAGGUUCCUUCUGGAAAAGUUGAUGUUAAAGCUCCAGCAGUAAAGGCAGAUAUUAAGAUUGGAGGAAAGAAAAGAUCAUCUUCAUCUUCAAGCAGCUCAAGCGAUAGCGGCAAAAAGAAAGGCGGAAUUGGAAUCAAAGUUGAAGCUCCUAAAGUCCCAGCUGCCAAAGCUGAAAUUAAAGUUGAAGCACCGAAAGCACCAUCUGGCAAAGUGGAUGUCAAGGCUCCAGCAAUUAAAGCAGGUAUUGAUGUCAAAGGAAAGAAAAGAUCAUCUUCUUCAUCUAGCAGCUCUAGUGAAGACAAUAAAAAGAAAGGCGGAAUUGGAAUCAAAGUUGACGCUCCUAAAGUCCCAGCUGCCAAAGCUGAGGUUAAAGUUGAAGCACCUAAAGCACCAUCUGGAAAAGUUGAUGUCAAAGCUCCAGCAGUAAAGGCAGACAUCAAAAUUGGAGGCAAGAAAAGAUCAUCUUCAUCAUCAAGCAGCUCCAGCGAAGAUAACAAGAAGAAAGCAGGAAUCGCAGUCAAAGUAGACGCUCCAAAGGUCCCAGCUGCCAAAGCUGAGGUUAAAGUUGAAGCACCUAAAGCCCCAUCUGCUAAAGUUGAUGUCAAAGCUCCUGCAAUUAAAGGAGGUAUUGAUAUCAAAGGAAAGAAAAAAUCUUCUUCAUCAUCCAGCAGCUCUAGUGAAGACAAUAAAAAGAAAGGGGGAAUUGGAAUCAAAGUUGACGCUCCUAAAGUCCCAGCAGCUAAAGUUGAAGUCAAAGCCGAAGCACCUAAAGCCCCAUCUGGAAAAGUAGACGUCAAAGCUCCAGCAGUAAAGGCAGAUAUUAAGAUUGGAGGAAAGAAAAGGUCAUCUUCAUCAUCAAGCAGCUCUAGCGAAGACAAUAAAAAGAAAGGCGGAAUUGGAAUCAAAGUUGACGGUCCUAAAGUCCCAGCUGCCAAAGCUGAGGUUAAAGUUGAAGCACCUAAAGCACCAUCUGGAAAAGUUGAUGUCAAAGCUCCUGCAAUUAAAGCAGGUAUUGAUGUCAAAGGCAAGAAGAGAUCAUCAUCAAGCAGCUCCAGUGAAGACAACAAGAAGAAAGCAGGAAUUGCAGUGAAAGUAGACGCUCCUAAAGUUCCAGCUGCAAAAGUUGACGUCAAAGGUCCAGAAAUCAAAGGUAAAGCUGAUGUAAAAGCAGAUGUUAAAGCACCUGCCCUCAAAAUUGGAGGAAAGAAAAAAUCUUCAUCAAGCAGCUCUUCCAGUGAUAGUGACAAGAAAAAGAAAGUUGGAAUCAACAUCAAAGCAGAAGCCCCUAUCUUCCUCCUUCUAGGCCAAUACAUAUAUAUGAUUUAUUUUUAUCUUAUCUUUAUUAUAAUUAUUAUUUAUUUUUAAAACCUAUUAAAAUAAAUUAUAGUUAUUCCGCGUUUCAUAUUGAUAAUUUAUUUUUCUUUCUCUUUAACAAAUUUAUAGACAUAUCAAAAAUUAUUUUAAAAUUAAAUUUAUUCAAAAUUCGUAUUUGUUUUUUUAUUUGUUAUAAAAAAUUUAAGUCUUAUAAAAGAUGUAAGGCACCAUCAGCUAAAGUUGACGUAAAAGGCCCAACCGCAAAGGCUGACGUAAAUCUUCCUAAAGCUCCAGAAACUAAAGCUGGGGUUAAAGUUGGUCUCAAAAAAGGCUCUUCAAGCAGCAGUAGCUCUAGUGAAGACAACAAAAAGAAAGUCGCAGUCAAAGUGGAGGCACCUAAAGCACCAUCAGCCAAAGUUGACGUAAAAGCUCCUGCAAUUAAAGGAGGUAUAAAUAUCGGAGGAAAAAAGAAAUCAUCAUCAAGUAGCAGCUCUAGCAGUGAAGACAAUAAAAAGAAAGCAGGAAUUGCUGUUAAGGCAGAAGCUCCUAAGGCAAAAGUUGACGUCAAAGCUGAUGUCAAAGUUCCAGCAGGAAAAGCUGAGGUGAAAGCCCCAGGCAUUGGAAUUAAUAUUGGAGGAAAGAAAAAACGAUCCUCAAGCAGCAGCAGUUCUAGCAGUGAAGACAAUAAGAAAAAAGCUGGUAUAGCAAUUAGAGCACAACCACCAGCGUUGCCUAAAGCUGAUGUAAAGGUUGAAGCACCAAAAGGAAAAGUUGAAGCUAAGAUUGAAGCUCCUAGCUCUUUAUUAUAUUUUUUUAUUAAUUUUGGAAAUUAUAGUAAAUAAUAAUAAAAUAUAUAUAAUUUAUAGGCAAAAUGGAGUAAAGCACCAGCUGGAAAAGCAGCAAUAAGCAUCGGAGGAAAGAAAAAAUCCUCUUCAAGCAGCAGUUCAAGUGAUAGUGGAAAGAAAAAGAAAGCCGGAAUCGCAGUUAAAGCUGAUGCAAAACUUCCAGGACUAAAAGCUGACGUAAAAGGCCCUGCCAUAAAAGCUGAUAUCAAAGUAGGAAAGAAAAAGUCUUCAAGUAGCAGCUCAAGUGAUGGUGGAAUCAAAUUAAAAGCUGAGCUACCAAAGGCAAAAGCUCAAUCUGAGGCUCCAAGUGCUCCAAAAGUUGAAGUCAAAGCAGAAGUCAAAGCUGAACCUCCUAACUUCCCCCACUCAGUAAGCGAGUAAAACCAUUAGAAAAAUCCUUAAUAGGUAAAAUUUUUUAAUAAAAAAAUUUCUUCGAAUUUAUUGAUUAUUAUAAUGAAAUCUCUACCAAACUAUUAAAUUUGUAAAUUUUUAUUAAUAAAUCAUAUUUUUAGAUCAAUUUUUUUUAUUAGAUUUAAAAUUUAUAAUGCAUAUAAACUUUUUAAAAAAAAACUCUCUGUCUUCCUGUUCAGGAUGAGAGGUUAAGGUAAAAACGGGCAGCUUUGCAAGCUCCCUAGCAAAAGCUAUCAAAAGUAAAAAAUCAGAAUCCAGCAGCUCCUCAAGCUCAGACGACAAGAAGAAAAAAGGCAAAAAAGUCGAAAUCAAAGCUAAAGCCCCUGAGGCACCUGUAAUACAAGCAGAAGCCAAAGUGCCUAAAUUCAAAGCUGAAGCAAAAGUAGGAAAGAAAGGUUCAAGUAGCAGUAGCAGCAGCAGUAGCAGUGAUUCAGAUGCUAAAAAGAAGAAGAGCAAGUUCCAAGGACAGCUUCCAGGUCUAAAAGCAGGCGCUAGUGUCGAAGCACCAAAAGCAAAUGUUCAAGUAGGCGUUAAGGCUGAUGUAGGAGGAAAGAAAAAGAAAGCAUCAUCUUCCUCCUCAAGCAGUUCUGAUAGUGAUAGCAAAAAGAAAGCUGGCAUCAAGGCUGGAGCUAAUAUUAAUGUAAAAGCAGGAGCAAAAUCAGCUGGCAAAAAGAAAUCAUCUAGCAGUAGCAGCAGCAGUAGUAGCAGUGAUAGUGGUAAAAAGAGAGGGAAAGGUAAAGUAGAAGUGAAAGGAGGAGUUAAAGCUGAUGCUGGCGGAAAGGUUGGAGCAGAUGUGAAAGUUGAAGUACCUAAAGUUGAAGCUGGAAUCAAAGUUGGAGGAAAAGGAGGGAAAUUCAAGAUCGGAUAA